Myotis myotis is the source of this 2030-nucleotide messenger RNA. Its product is annotated as butyrophilin subfamily 1 member A1-like. The transcript has 14 exons. The coding region runs from base 246 to 1295 and encodes 349 amino acids. NCBI's taxonomy places the organism in Eukaryota, Metazoa, Chordata, Mammalia, Chiroptera, Vespertilionidae. The record is from RefSeq and is a predicted model, not a curated record. Gene Ontology annotation, molecular function: protein binding.
UGUGCUUCUCUCCACGCUGCUGGUCACGGCACAGGGAGGAAGACAACCAGGUCUGACUGAAGCCUCCACUCCCGGUGCCAAGCUUCAGUGUCCCAGAGAAGAAAUAUGUCAGAUUUAGCCUGAGAAACUGAUAUUUUUCUAUUAAUGGUUCAUCCAGGAAAGAAGAGAAGAAAAACACUAUUUUCUUCAAAGUGGGAGUCAGCAAAAAACUUCUCAAGAUUCUGUUUUCCACAUUUUACAUCAUAAUGACUAAGUUACGCAAGAAAAAGUUAGCUACCCUUCUAAUCAUGGUGGUCAUGCUGACAACUUUGUUUUAUCAAGUAACUUCUGAGAAUCCCAAAGAAAGAGAAUCGAACCAGGGACCCUUCAGUCCUGAGGACAAUGCCCUAUCCACUAAGGCAAACCAGUCAGGGCAUGAUCUGUCUUGUGAGGCUAGAGGAAAAGAGGCCUUGGAAACUUGCACAAAGAACAAUCAAAUUAUCAUUAUUGUCCUUGUAAUCAUCUUGAUUGUCCUUGUCAUCAUCGUAAUAAUUUUAUUAUGUAUAUAUUCACGUCCCAAUAAAAAAGAGGCUUGGAGCAAAUUAGCGGAGAAUGAGCUCAGAAAAGACAAGGCUCAGAACAAACUAGCAGGCAGUGACAAGAAAAUAGAAGAACUUCAGCAACAACUUGAAAAACUUCAGAAGGAACUUGCUGAGAGGAAGGCUCAAUUUAAGUCGGUUUGGAUGAAGGCGCCAUUAUAUGCUGAUUGGAGAAAAGAAGAGUUUGAAGCUGUACAUGUGACUCUGGAUGCAGGCACUGCCCAUCCUGCCCUCCUGUGUGAAGAUGGGAAACGAGUAACCUGGCGAGAGCCUUGUCAAGAUCUACCCCACUCCACACAGAGAUUCGACUCCCUUCCCUGCGUGCUGGGUCAGCUGGACCUCAGGAUAGGGAGAUCCUUCUGGGAGGUGGAGGUUGGGAAUGCACAUUCCUGGGACCUGGGAAUUUGUAGGGAUAAUGUCACGAGGAAAGGGAGGGUUACUAUGUCUCCACAGAAUGGUUUCUGGGCCAUCAGGCUCUAUGAGGGGGCGUACUGGGCCCUCACUUCCCCAGAAACCCCUCUUAGUCUAAAACAAAGACUCUGUAAAUUGGGGAUAUUCCUGGAUUAUGAGGCUGGAGAUGUAUCUUUCUAUAACAUGACAGAUGGGUCCCACAUAUUCAGCUUUCCCAAGAACACAUUCUAUGGUGCCCUAAAACCUCUUUUCAGGCUUUGGUCGUCUGACUCAGGCUCCCUAACCAUCUGCCGGGUUAAAGAAUAAGAAGAACGUCUGAUGUUUUAAUUGAUAUUCCUAAUUAACUCUCGUAAGAAAGUAUUACUUUGGGCCCCAAUGAUGACACAAACUGAUUUUGUCCUUCUUCUUACUGGUUCAUGUUCAAAAUGAAGCUCUGAGACACUGAUGAUUUCCCUCAUAUCAAUUCCUCCUUCUCCCUUAGUUAGACUCCUCUCAUUAUUGCCUUGUCCUAGGAUAGCCUAAUACAAAUGUUAGAUUUCCUAACCUCCCCUGCUGCAUGUGACCACAUGAUGGCCCCGGAUUGUAAGGUGAAUUAUCCUAUAUGACUCCUGAAAUGUGUCCUUAAGGGAAAUUGUGUCCUUCUGUCCUUUAUUUUUUGCUGGCUAUAAUGUUUCAUCAUGGAUGGAACUCAAAACACAUCUAUGACCAUGUAAAAUGACAUGGAUGAUAGAAAAGACAGAAUGAGCUUGGGUAUUUGACAACAUCAUUGAAAUACUCUAUUGCCCAAUUCCAGAAUUAUUUUCUGUGAGAAAUAAACUUGUAUAUCUUUAAGAUGUUUAUAUGUUGAAUAUUUGUCUCUAGUGAUUGAAUCUGACUGACUGAUGAAUUCUCCCUUGAAGGAUUGUAGCAGAUGACAUCCACAGUUGAAUAUUCAGGUGAACCCUGAGGUGUAAAGUCCUGCUCCCCCAGUGUGUCAGUCUCAUUGGGGCCUCUCACUUUCUCCUGACCCGUCAGCACUCCUGACUUCACUCACUACCCUUU